Amphimedon queenslandica is the source of this 1669-nucleotide messenger RNA. RefSeq lists its product as uncharacterized. The coding region runs from base 69 to 1529 and encodes 486 amino acids. The record is from RefSeq and is a predicted model, not a curated record. NCBI's taxonomy places the organism in Eukaryota, Metazoa, Porifera, Demospongiae, Haplosclerida, Niphatidae. The transcript has 12 exons.
ACUACAACAAUUACAAGCCACAGAAGUUAGUCAUAGACGAGGAAAUACAACUUUUAGCCCGACUCAAAAUGAGUGAGGGUGGUAUAAUAUACAGUGACGAGAGAGAAGAAAGUAUUCCUGAUUAUGGCAGUGGCAAGACUCGUGUAGAAUUAACGGACAGCAAUGCUCUUCAUGAGGUACCAAAGGUGUCUAACUUUGACAUAAAUGGUGACGAUGAAUUCCAAAAUGAUCCAAGCUCUCCAAACUCUAGUGGAUUCACUACAGUCAUUGCACCUAGUAUUGGUAACGAUACAUUUGGUGAUGAUAUGACAGCCACUGCCUUACAAAACUGUAAGAAAACAGUCCUUUCACCAUACUACAUCUUCCUAAAAUGCAUUGGUUGGCGAAGAUGCAAAGCUGUGACAUAUGAGGUGCGGCGAACAUGGCCUUUUAUGUGUUGUAACUUUUUCUGGCCAUUCUUCUUAACUGUGUUACUGAUAAUGUCUUGUGUCACUCAAAUACUUCUCUGCUUCAGUAGGGAUUUGAUUGAAUCUAAUCCACCAAACAGUGUCACAAAUAUAACAGAAAUAACAUGCUCUGAUCACAUCUUCAGUUCGCUUGUUAUUUUGGAUUUUCUGUUGGUUGGAACUUACCUUUAUGGUCUCUAUAUUUUUCGUUUUAAAUUGAGUGAAUACCUCUCUACUUUUAUUGAAACAGUAUUUUUGGGUAUUAUAUCUCGCACUGGUAGCUAUUCACCAAAGAAUCUCAUUAGAUCAUUAAGAUUCUUUUUGUUAUUGGGAUUGUUGUGGAUUGUGUAUUCACUGUGUGUCAGUAUUAUGAGGGUAUUUGCUCAUCAUUAUGAGAGAGAUGUAGACUUCGAAUUUUUGGGACGUAUCCCUGUUAUCGUUAAACUCAUUUUGAUUGUUGUUUCCUUGCUUGGUUUCAUUGUCUUCGACAUUGCCUACACUGCUGCUGUCAUCAACUAUUCAAUGCAGUGCCAACUCAUGGUCUACUACAUUCAAAGUAUAUGUAAUCGUAUAGUAGCAAAAGAAUGGGAAAUUGAUGAAGCUAUCAAGCAAGUUCAUACAGCUCGACAGUUUAUGAACAAACUUAAUGGACACUUGUCACGAGCUGUUAGCUCUAUGAUGUUCAUUUUUCUUUAUUCUUCAGUUAUCUCAUUGUGGGGCCUUCAAAAGUUGCAGCAUUCUGAUCCUGAUCUUGUUAUAGUGGCAACAACCUCUAUACUUGGUACUAUACAGUGGGUCCUGUGGCUGUUACUACCAUUAAUACAAGCUGCCCGUGUGACUCAUUCUGGCUGCUGGCUAAAAAAAACUGCACUAGAGAUUAGAACACGUCCUUUUAGUUACAGAGAUACACCACAACUGGACCUGGACUCAUUUGUUAACUAUUGCGGUAGCAUUCAGCUAAAAGCAAAACUGGCCAGUAUUCCAAUAUCCCCAGCACUAGUAAUUGGUGGUUCUUUUAUUCUCGGUUUUGUGAUGUUCCUUGUAAUUGAGCUCGACAAUUUUUCAUGGGCCCCAUGGCUUUGAGAACAAACUUUUUCUAUUAAUAUAAUAUUAACUUGCUACAUUAAUAAUUAUUAUGCUAUUGAGUCACAUAAUAUUGAUAUCCUGUGCUUUGUAUGAAUUGUGUCUUUAUUUGUCCUGGCAUAGUUGCUAUAGUAUGUCAA